AUGACUCCUGAGAUCGCAAUCGUUGGCGGUGGCCCAUCCGGACUUGCACUGGCUGCCAUUCUCGAGCGCAAAGGCCUCGGCAAUUACAUCGUUUACGAACGUGGCAGCGAGCAUGUCCCUCCCCGCGGCGGCUGUCUCGAUCUCCACCCAGGCAGUGGCCAGCGCGCCAUGAAAGAAGCGGGCGUUUACGAUGAGUUCAAGCGCAUGUCUCGAGACGGACCUGCCACCAUCCAUGAGGUCUGGGAUUUUGACGGCAACCAAGUGACGGGGUGGGGAGAGGGCCGCGACGCGCCCGAGAUUGAUCGGUUCAAGCUGCGGCAGGCGCUCCUUACCGCAAUCCCAAAGGAAAAGGUUGUCUGGGAUACGAUGGUUGAAAGUGCAGAAAGAGGCGCAGACGGGCAAGUCGUCCUGAAGUUCGCCGACGGGAGCACGAGAUCAGGGUUUAAACUGGUGGUUGGAGCCGACGGUGUGAACAGCAAGAUUCGGCAUCUGGUCCAUCCAGUGAAGCCCAUCUUCACGCGCCAUGUCUACCUCUCGGGAAAAAUUAACCCGAGCAACCCAUUCUACCCGAAGAUGAAAUCCAUGGCCAAGGAAGGCUCCAUGAUCGUCAUGGGCAAAAGGAAACACAUGUUCAACCAAACGCAAGGCGACGGCCAUUACAGGAUUGAUAUAGGGUUCGAGGGCGACGAAGACUUCGCCGGCAAGCUCGUUGACUUCAGGGAUGAACAGGCCGUCAAGAAGUUCCUCCUCCAGGACGACCAAUUCGGCACCAUUUGUCCGGAGUUCAAAGAGAUCAUUGAGAAGGCCGAGGGCCCCUUCUGGCCCUGGCUCCUAUACUACUUCCCCCCUGAGUCGUUGAACUGGGAGACCGUCCCAGGUGUUGCUCUGAUUGGCGACGCAGCCCAUGUCACAACUCCCUACGUUGGGGACGGAGCCAACUGCGCAUUACGCGACUCAGUUUACCUUGCACUCAGCUUGCAAAAGUACGGUAUUACCACCGAGGCCGUUACCGAGUACGAGAAAGAGAUGUUCCCGUAUGCCAUUGAUGUUAUCACAAGGAGCAGGAAGAGCGAAUCCUUUUUCUUCGCCGAAGAUGCGCCUAAGGGCUUUGUCGAGAUGAUGAAGACUGGAACGCUGGUGGGGGUUGCAGACGAUACUCUUUGA
Messenger RNA from Lasiodiplodia theobromae, 1164 nucleotides. RefSeq lists its product as uncharacterized. The transcript has 2 exons. The coding region runs from base 1 to 1164 and encodes 387 amino acids. Lineage: Eukaryota; Fungi; Ascomycota; Dothideomycetes; Botryosphaeriales; Botryosphaeriaceae. The record is from RefSeq and is a predicted model, not a curated record. Gene Ontology annotation, molecular function: FAD binding.